AUAAGGGAGGAUUGUGUUAAAUUAAUAACGUAAUUUGCAUAUAAAUUAAUAAUUAGCAGCAUUACCACAAAAUCGAUCACCGGAAUCUCUCCAACCGAUUCUCUCCCCGAAAUAUUUUCCAAGAAAGUGUCGCUCGUUUUUACCAUUUUAGACACAUUAAACGCCCAAAACUCGAAACAAAUAACAUCCGAUGUGGUGGAGAUCAGCCUCUUUCAUUCUCGACAAACAACAAAACGACACCGCACAAACCAUACCUGACACCCUAACUCUCUCUUCUCCGCCUCUCUCCAUGGCCGAUACUCUCCAAAACCCUAACCCUAAUAACAUUUCCGCUUAUUAUCAGACUCGUGCGGCCCACCAUGGCGUCGUCACUAGCGACUGGCUUGCCCAGGCGCAGGCUGCUGUUGGCCGCCAUCCUGAUGAUGUCUUGCCGCCGGAACCUGAAGUAAAAGUCGCUGGAAAGCCGUUUAGUGUCAUCCAUGAGUUCAAUAACUGGAGGAACCAACCGGACUUAGCGGAGGCUGUUGCUGCGAUUAGGGCGCUUGCGGCUGUAAUUAGGAACAGUGAGGCGACUACCAUGAUGGAGCUUGAAAUCGAGCUCAAGAAGGCAUCGGAUUCGCUCAAAUCUUGGGACACAACCUCUAUCUCUCUUACAGCAGGAUGUGAUCUGUUUAUGCGGUAUGUAACCAGAACUUCUGCCUUGGAAUAUGAGGACUUCAAUUCGGCUAAAUCUCGCUUGAUUGAACGUGCAGAGAAGUUUGGAGAGAUAUCUUAUAAGGCACGCAGAAUCAUUGCAAUGCUUAGUCAAGAUUUUAUUUUUGAUGGCUGCACUAUUUUGGUGCAUGGGUUCUCCAGAGUUGUGUUGGAAGUCCUGAAGACAGCAGCUCAGAAUAAGAAACUGUUUCGAGUUUUCUGCACAGAGGGAAGGCCUGAUAGAACAGGAUUAAGGUUGUCCAACGAGUUGGCCAAGCUUGAUGUUCCUGUGAAACUCCUAAUAGACUCUGCUGUGGCAUAUUCUAUGGAUGAAGUGGACAUGGUAUUUGUUGGAGCAGAUGGAGUUGUUGAAAGUGGAGGUAUAAUCAACAUGAUGGGAACGUACCAAAUUGCACUGGUGGCUCAUAGCAUGGACAAACCUGUAUAUGUAGCUGCUGAAAGCUAUAAGUUUGCUCGUCUUUAUCCCUUAGAUCAGAAAGACAUGGCUCCUGCUUUACGGCCCAUUGAUUUUGGGGUACCCAUCCCGUCAAAGGUGGAGGUCGAAACAUCUGCCAGGGAUUAUACUCCUCCUCAAUACCUGACAUUGCUUUUUACUGAUCUUGGUGUACUCACUCCAUCUGUAGUCAGUGAUGAGCUGAUUCAGCUAUACUUAUAGUCAUGUUCUUUUUUUUUUUUUUUUUGAAAUAAACUUGUUUGGGAUUAAGGCUUAUUCUUGUUGUUUUGAAAAGAAACUUGUCACUCUACUAGUUUUAGACAUGAUACAAAUACGAAUGCAUUGUCUCUCUUGACAAUUUUGAAUCCAAUGCUUAAGCAUUCAUCUUGAAUGUAAUACAGUUCAAAUUGUGUCAUAUAGAAGGUUGUGGUUUUGUUC
Hevea brasiliensis (rubber tree) is the source of this 1585-nucleotide messenger RNA. RefSeq lists its product as uncharacterized. The transcript has 5 exons. The record is from RefSeq and is a predicted model, not a curated record. Gene Ontology annotation, molecular function: guanyl-nucleotide exchange factor activity; translation initiation factor activity. The coding region runs from base 191 to 1369 and encodes 392 amino acids. Gene Ontology annotation, cellular component: eukaryotic translation initiation factor 2B complex. Gene Ontology annotation, biological process: translational initiation. Lineage: Eukaryota; Viridiplantae; Streptophyta; Magnoliopsida; Malpighiales; Euphorbiaceae.